CUCAGAGCCAGGAGCACGUUUCUCGGGAGCUGGGAGCAAGCAUGAGCGGCUCGGAGAGGCUGGCGAGCGGGCAGAGGGGCUCCAGCCGCCGGAGCAGCGCUGCCAGCAGCGGGGGAGCAUCGGACAGUCCGGGGGAUGAGCCCGGCUCCGUGUCCGCCGGCAGCUACUGGCAGGACCCGCUGGCGAUCGACAUGAGCCGGCGGGCAGUGCCUGCUCCCCGGGUCCGCAGGGCACUCCGAGCCGUCUAUGUGAUCAAUGAGACGGUGAAUCCACAGUCCCCGGACAGCCUGGCACUUAAGUGCCUCCGGGAAGCUUGCGAAGAUGCCCACGCUGUCCUGGAAACAGUGCCCUUUGGCAGGUUGGUGCUGGGGGAGACUGGCACCUUGGACUGUUUCUACAAUGCAGAUGUCGCAGUGGUGGAGAUGUCUGACCCUUACUGUCAACCUUCACUGUUUUAUCACCUUGGGGUACGGGAGAGUUUCAGUAUGACGAACAACGUGGUGCUCUGCUGUGACAGCAAUCUUACAUCACUGCAGUCACUACAGGGGUGUUAUGGGAACUACAUCUUCAUUCCGUACAUUGUGACGCCCAGUGGUAAGGUCUUCUGCUGUGAAGCCAGUAUGAUGAAGUGCCUGACCGAGAUGUUCCAACCUCACUUUAACCUGGAGCCUCUCCUCAUGCCCUUGGUCGAUCGCCUGACUAAAUUGCUGGAGGAGACCCAGAUCAACUCUUGUGAAUAUUUCCGGGAAAGCAUUCGGAAUGAAAUCCGCAAAGCAAGGGAAAUGUACAGUGGAAAGGAGCUGCGACAAGCACUUGCACGAAUCCAACUGCAGCUGGACAGUGUGGAGCUUCUGAGCGCUGACAUUGUAAUGAACCUACUGCUGUCAUACCGUGACAUUCAGGAUCUCGAUGCAACUAUCAAGCUGGUGGAAACCCUGCAGAAACUGCCAACGUGCAAUGUGGCGGAACUCCCAAAUAUUAAGUUUCAUUACUGCUUUGCACUAAACAGGAGGAACCAACCUGGAGAUCGGGAGAGAGCACUGUCCGUGAUCCUGCCGGUAGUGAACACUGGGAAGCAGAUCUCAUCUGAUCUUUACUGCCUGUGUGGGCGCAUAUACAAAGAUAUCUUCAUCAGCUCUGACUUCACUGACUAUGAGAGCCGAGACAAGUCUUGUUACUGGUAUGGGAUGGCCUUUGAGCAUGAGCCCACAUUGCACUCAGGGAUUAAUGUUGCUGUGUUCCUCAUGGCAGCCGGCCAUAAGUUUGACACCUCACCUGAGCUUCGGAAGAUAGGUAUGAAGCUGAGCAGCUUGCUGGGACGGAAGGGAAGUCUGGAGAAGAUGCAGUUCUACUGGGAUGUGGGCUUUUUCUUGGGCGCCAGCAUCUUAUUCAAUGACCAGACAAAGAUCAUUCAGGCCUCGGAGAAGCUGUACAGAUUGAAUGCACCUGUCUGGUACCUGGCAUCCGCAAUGGAGACCUACUUACUCUACAGGCGCUUCAAGAUGGACACUAGUGAGCAGCCUUUGGCCAAACAGGACCUGGUAGACUUCUGGAUGGAAUUCCUAUUGUCAAUCUGCAGGGACAAGGCACCCACAGACAAAUUCCUGGUCCUCAUCCUGGAGCCAACAAAAGUCUUCCAGCCCACACACCUGACUGUGAACAGCAGUGACAAGGACCAGGCUGUGAGCAUGUGGCAUGUCUCACCUGCUGAAGAGAAUGGAAUCCACACGUGGACAUUCAGUGCAGCCUCCAUCCGUGGUGUCAGCGUCUCAAAGUGUAACGAACGUUGCUGCUUUCUCUACGUGCUGCACAACUUUGAUGACUUCCAGCUCUACUUUCCAACGGAACUGCACUGUAAGAGGUUCUGUGAGCUGCUGAAUUCUUUCUCUGAGGAAUCCCAGUUGAAUGCAGAUGAUGCGCUGAGAGUGAUGGACGAUCUAUUGGAGUAUAAGUAUGAAUACACCGAGAACGGAGAAAGGCUGAUUCUGGGGAAGGGAACUUAUGGGAUUGUGUACGCAGGACGGGACAUGAACAAUCAAGUCCGCAUCGCCAUCAAAGAAAUUCCAGAAAGAGACAACAGGUACUCACAGCCUCUUCAUGAAGAAAUCGCUCUCCAUAAGCACUUGAAACACCGGAAUAUUGUCCAGUAUAUGGGAUCAGUUAGUCAGGAUGGAUAUAUCAAAAUCUUCAUGGAGGAGGUCCCAGGAGGAAGCCUGUCCGCACUGCUGUGCUCCAAGUGGGGUCCACUCAAGGACAAUGAAGCCACAAUCAUUUUCUACACCCGACAGAUCCUGGAAGGCCUUAAGUACCUGCACGAGAAUCAGAUUGUGCACAGGGACAUUAAGGGAGACAAUGUGCUGAUAAACACGUACAGUGGAUUGCUGAAAAUCUCGGACUUUGGAACAUCCAAGAGGCUGGCAGGGAUCAAUCCCUGUACGGAAACUUUCACAGGCACCCUUCAAUACAUGGCCCCUGAGAUCAUCGACAAAGGACCAAGAGGUUACGGCAAGCCUGCGGAUAUCUGGUCCCUGGCCUGUACCGUCAUUGAAAUGGCCACAGGAAAGCCUCCCUUUUUUGAACUGGGGGAGCCUCAGGCUGCAAUGUUUAAGGUGGGAAUGUUUAAAAUCCAUCCGGAAAUCCCGGAGUCCAUGUCCCCAGACGCUAAGGCUUUCCUCCUACGUGGCUUUGAACCCAAUCCUGACAAACGGGCCAUGGCAGCCGAGCUCCUCAAGGACCCAUUCCUGAGCCGGAAGAAAACGAAACCCACUCCGAAGCCAGGUGAAUUUCAUCACAGUCUAUCAGUCCCUGCAUUGGGAUACCUAAAGGAAGUGGGUGAGAGCAGGCAGCCUUUGGAAUUUAAGCUCAACAGCCCUUUCCUGAGUCGAAGCUGCUCGAUCCCAGGUCCGUCUGCCAAAAGCAGCUCACCAAAACAGGAGUUUCUGAGUGUGCUUGAGGAACAAGUGGAUGAUUUUAGCGCCCCAUCUUCACCGGAAGAAAAUGCUGGAUUGUUCCUCCUGAAGAAAGACAGCGAGCGCAGAGACGCACUGUUCAAAAUCCUGACAGAGGACUGUGAAACUGUGGUCCAGAACAUUCUAGAAGCCCAGGCACAGAACUCUGACUCCAAGUUAACAUCUGAACACAUCCGGCAACUGGUGACCUGCCUGAAGGACUACAUUCGAACUUCGGACCACAAGCUGAUUGUCAAGGUCUUGUUGAACCUGCAGACAGAGUUACACUUUGACAAAGGAGGGCUCAACGAAAUCCAGAUUGUCAUCUUCAGCUUCCAGGAUGCUGUGAUUAAACUCCUUCGCCGUAACCAGAUUAAACCUCAUUGGAUGUUUGCCCUGGACAACAUUAUUCGCAAGGCCAUGCAGAUAGCCUUAAGCAUGCUCAUCCCAGAAUCAAAGCCCCAGAGUCAGGGCUCCUUUGACGAAGACACAAAUGAGCACAGCAUGGACAACAUUCCGGGGAAGUGGAGCGGGAGUGAGUCUGACGUGAGGGAACGGGAAGCUCUGGAGCUGCAGAUGGAUGGCGCAGGGACCUCGGGUGUGAGCACGCUCAGUCGCUCCGUGUCCCACGAUUCCCAACAAAACGCCUGCCCCCUGAUUGUGCAGCUCAGCAGACUGAGGGCAGAAUCAAACCGCCUCCUGGAAGACCUUGCAGAGAAAGAGAGAGAGUUCCAACAACUUCUACAACUGACAAUCCAUCAAAAGGACCAUAGCCUUAAGUCACUACGAAAGAGAUCCGAAUCCUCAGAUGUCUACUCAGACUUCGAAUCUGCUCCUGUGGACUCUGAAACAGAGGAGCUUACACAGUGGCUGUUAACAUCUCAAGUUGAUCAACAAACAAUUGACAAGAUUGUAGCCAAUGGGUACACGCUGCAAGAUCUUCUGACUGAUGCCACAAGAGAUGAUUUGAAAUACUCCCGGAUCAGAUGUCACCUAACCCCAGCACCUUCAGUAUUUUUGUGUAUUUAUUUCAACUGUCUAACUUUUGCCGUAUUUUACUUUUUGUGCUCCCACCUGACAUUGUGAGUUCUCAGACUCAAUUCACCCCCAAAAUUUGCAUCCCAAAUUUUAUCCGAACCGAAACUGUUUGGCUUUAUUCCACUAGAGGCUGCAGUUUUAACACAUAAAUGGCAUAACCUGAACUGAAGAGGAGAAUAUUCCCAUUUUGCAUCAACAGUCCAACAACGUUUGAACAUUCAGGACAAAGGAGGGCUGUGGUGUACAAGAUCUGCUAAUGGGUAACUGUUUCAAUCAAGAGCAAAAACUCAGGCAAUCAAACUGCCCAAUUUCAUGAGGGAGAGAAGCUUGGAAAGUGAAAGAUUGUCUGUCUUUCCUGGGAGCCCGUAAGGAAGGCUUCAAACUAGCUGUAGAUCUUGCUGAAUGCAUUCUUCAUUGUUAGUGGCUGGUAACAAACUCAACCUCACUCACACACUUGGUCAUGAGAAAUGGUCUUUGAAAGAUUGAGAAUUUCUUUAAAAAUAUUUGCCCCAAAUGUCCUAAGAAGUAACGGAAGUCUGUUGGCUGCAGGGCUUUCUGUCCUCUCCCACACAUGGGCAUCCUUUGGGCCUGGGAUAAGGUUGACCCUAGCAUUACCUGAGUUCAGCCAACUCAGUAUUGGAGUUGAUAAUGUUUCAAUAUCAAACAGCCACUUCCUGCCAUGUGCACUCUCUCCACUGCAUAUAGACCGCUUGCCUGUCACACACAUACAUCACAAGCAGUAGGCUGGUGCACAUUGUUAUAUUCAAUGUAUACACCAUGUGGUGUAGUUACCCACUCCGUCCUCUCGGUAUAUUUGUGGUCCAUUUUUCUCUCUGCCUGUCUGUGUUUCCGAAACCAUUCACUCUGUGUUCAGUAUCUUACCCCUGGUGUCCUUUUAAACAAGUGUGAAUCUUGACAGGGAGUGUUUAAUCAUCAGAAGGGGAGCCUUAGGCAGCCUUCACACACACACACAGACACACACACACAGACACACACACACAGACACACACGUUUCUAUCAGGACUGGGAAAACUGGUUAAUGUUCCUGCUCCCUAGCCUAAGGAUAUCAAUUAGACACCACAGCUCUCCUUGAUGAGAUCAGUUCAAUACGCACAGCUGGGGAACCGGCUCUGGGACCUUUCUUACCUAUUGUGGCUCAGUACCUCAUCACACAGACACCUCUGCCAGCUCCGAUCUUGGUGAAGCUGCACAGUGACCCGACAGGAAGAACAAUUAUCCACAACCCUCCAGUUGCCAUUCCAUAAGUCUCCACUUUCUUCCCUCGAGUUGCAACCUGUAAUUGUGUCCUUGGAAAGAGUGAAAUCAUAUACAGAGCCGGGCUGGUGGGGUGGGGGGGGUGCGGAAAUGAGAGAAAUUCUCAGGAUUUAGAUUUGAUGCAAGUGCGUACAAUGUAUUCCAAGCAAACUGAUCUCCCCAUUAAACCCAUGUAAUUGGUCCUGUGGUUGGAAAGUACUAUUAUGAGGUGUGGUGUAAUGUGAGUUCUAAUCUUGUCAAUAAGAUUGCGUUUGUUUAUUUGGGAAAAUGUUCCCACUUACACUGGAUUUGCCUCCUUUCUGUGUGAUCUCCCCACUGGCCCAUUUAAUUUGAGCAGCCCAGAAUCUGAGAUUUUCACAGAGGUUGCAAAACGGCGUGGUUGGCAGCUCCCCAAACAAGUGUGCGUGUGUUUUAUUAAAUACAGCUGUACUGCUUGAUGUGGUAAUUCUUUGCCUUUUGUUGUCUCAGUUUAGCUGCUUCGCAUGCUGUGAAGAUUGCUGGGCAAGACUGUUUGUAUUCUUGUGUCAGCAAAUUUGCCGAAUGUUUGGAUUUGUCAAUUCAAAAGAUUUCUGUGUGACCGUUUAUUGAUGUGUUUUGUUGUCUAAUGUGUACAUGUGAAGUGUGUAAACACAGAGAGAGAGAGAGUGACGUGCACAUGCACUAAGUGUGUGCAUUUCUGUUAUUCCUUCACAGAAGAAUAAGAGGCACUUUUAUCAAAGCACAUAUAAGGAUCCUGGGGUGUUUGAAGUGGGUAGAGGCUGAGAAGAUAUUUUCUCCUGAACCAGGGGCACAGUUUCAAAAGUUGCCUCCCAUUUAAGAUGCAGAUGAGGAUUAAUUUCUUCAUCACAGGAAUUGUUCAUCUCUGGCAUUCUCUUCCCCAAUAGCAGAGCAGGCUGAGUCAUUAAAUAUAUUCCAGGCUGAGUUAUGCAGAUUUUUAAAAUGGAAAAGAGUCAAGAGUUAUAAGAAGUGGUAGGCUGGAAAAUGGUGUUGAGACUAAGAUUAGAUGAGCCAUGUAUCUGUUAUUUCAUGAGCUGCCAUUGAAGAAAGACCUGCAUCUAUAAAGCUGCUUUUGUGAUUUCAGGAUGGCCAAAAGCACUUUUCAGCUCUAGGAAAAGGUUUGAAGUAAGAAAUACAACAGAACGGGGCAAACUCCCACAAAUAGGUAAUGUCCUAUAGGGCAGAUAAUCCGUUUAUUUUAAGGGGAUAAAUAUUGGACAGGACACGAGGAGAAUUCUUUGCUCUUUCAAAUAGCUCCAUGGGUAACCUAUGCUGGAGGGUGAACAAGAAGGUAGCCAUGAGCUGCCUUGUUGAAUUGCUGCAGGUGCCCUGCUCUGGGUAGACCCACAAUGCCAUUAGGGAGGGAUUCCACGAUUUUGACCCAGUGCCACUGAAGGGAAUAGCGACAUAUAUCCUGGUCAGGAUGUUGCGUUGCUUGGAAGUGAACUUGUGGUGGUUUUCCCAUGAAUUUGCUGGCCUUGUCCUUCUGGUGGUAGUGGUCAUGGUUUGGAAAGUAUUGUUGAUUGAGACUUGAUGAGUUGCUGCAGUGUGUCUUGUAAGCAUUAAGUAUCUUGUACUUGGUACAGAUUGCUGCCAUUGUGCAUUGGUGGUUGAAGGAUAGAGCAUUAAAAGUGGUGGAAAUAAUUUAAGUGAGCAGCAUUGUCCUGGGUGGUGCCAUGCUUCUUGAGUGCUGUUGGAGCAGUACCAAUCCAGGCCAGUGAGGAGUAUUCCCUCAUACUCCUGAUUUGUGCCUUGUGGAUAAAGGACAGGCUUUGGGGGAGUCAGGAAGUGAGUUACUCACCACAUUAUUCCUAAACUAUGAGUUACUCCUGCACCCACAGUGUUUAUAUGGCAAAAUUCUGGCCAGUGGUAAUCCCUGGAGAUGUUGAAAGUAGGGAAUGGAGCAAAUGUAAUGUGAUUGAAUGUCAAGACGGGAUGAUUAGUAUUUUCUCUUCUGUGGCACAAAUAUUACCCGUCUGCAAAGAGAGGGUGAGCCUAACCAAAGCAGUUGCUGCCCUGUUAGUCUCCUGCCAACCAUCAAUGAAGUGCUGAAAUUAAUUGCACACUAUGAUUUAGGCACAUAUCACUGUGAAUGGAUCAGUAUCCUGAGGUACACUAAAAUACGAACACCAUAGGAACUGCAGUAGUUCAAGAGGGAGGCACACUAGCGAGCUGUCUGCAACAGGCAAUAAAUGCUGACCACAUCCAGAAACCAGCCCACAAUGCAUAUUGUGGAAGGGUAUGUGCAAACACAAUUUGCUGUCAGUGUGUACUGUCCAAUAUAACAUAGCCAUAACUCUGGUUACAGAGACUGGAGAUUGACAGUGUGCAUUGCGAGCGAAAGCUGGAAUGAGUUAUACUUACUUACUCCCUAAUUGCAAGAAUCACUUUAUUUCAAAAUUUAAAAUUUCUCACAGGAUAAAUCAAACACAACUCAAUUUGAUAACACAUGCAUUCAUAUCCCAGGUAAGAGGUGGCCUGAAUAAUGGGUCUAUGUUCAAACUGUUGUUGCACAAUGUUAAGAGCUGUACAGGGGUGGAGUUUGGACAAAAUUAUGGAUGUUUGCUAAUUAACUAGAAAAUGAGCAGUGGUGUGAACUGCCUGAAAUAGCUUUGUGCAACAAUGUUGAUGAAAACUGGUUAGUGGUAUUCGCUGAUGUUGCCCACUAUACCUGGGAUGGUGAAAGUUGUCAGCACAUUGAAAAUGUGUGAUGGGCCACAACCUCACAGGUUAAUACAAGACAAUUAAGUGUUAGUUACCGGUAAAUAACCCAGUGACAAUUACUGAGGUACAAUCCUGUGACAGUUGUGUAUGGCCGCAAGUUGCUGGAUGAUCACUCUGCUUCUCUUAAUCUCUUGAAAGCACGCCCAUCUGAACGAAUGACUGCAUUUGAUCUGAUAAACUUGCAGUGGAAAGUUAAAGCUAAGGAGCCUAUUAACAAGACCAUUUCCGUUCCUACAAUGCAUGUCCACCAAUUUGGCCAAAGGAUACGUUUUAAAUCGUGGAUGUAACUCCUUUAAAGGAUAACUUGUUCACCAAGAUCCCAGUUAUACAGUUGUCUGCUCCGUAUUAGUACCAUAAGACCAUAAGAAUUAGAAGCAGGAGUAAGCUGGCCGUCCCCUCAAGCUUGCUCUGCCAUUCUUGGUCGAUCUGACUCUCCUCAUAUCCACUUUCCUGCCCUUUCCCCAUAAACCCAAGUUCCCCAAGUGAUUAUUAUCAGUACACACUGCCAGUAAUUCACAAUGCAAAACAUUUUUGAGCUGAAGGUUCGAAAGAAAUGUCUAACAAUUCGUGAUAACGUGGUGUAGAGCUGGAUGAACCUGAGAUAACACGGCGUGGAGUUCAUCCAGUCUACACAGAAUUAUCUCAGGGUUCAUCCAGCUCUACACUAUUAUCUCAGGGUUCAUCCAGCUCUACACCAUAUUAUCUCAGGGUUCAUUUAACUCUACACUGUGUUAUUUCAGAUUCUCCAGCAUUGGCAGUUCCUACUAUCUCUCUAACAAUUAGUGGUCUGCUUUGGGCCAAUAUGCAUAUAUAUAUGUACUUAUAAACAGCAAUACAUGUAUGAUACAGGAGAGAGGGAGCACUGUGUACUUAUAAGACAGGAUCUGUCUCCACACUCACUAAAGGAUGUCUUUCUGUGUUAGGGGUGGAAUGCUGUGCAGACUCUGGGCUGCAAUCAGUGCCCACAGGAAGACGAAAGGCAAGAUAUAAGCACCGGCCAACCCACUGCUUAUUUUCAGAAACGAGACUUUGCCUCAGCCCAGGCUAGACCACACGCCACGACCCAUGAUAGAGACGCGGGUGAAAGGCCCAUCACGGUAGGGAGAGGGCUGAGGUAGAUACUGCAGACUGUCUCACACUGUCGGUAAUUGUGGGUGCCAUGUGUUGAAUCUCAGAGCUGCACUGCUUUCAGGUUUAUUUAACCUACUGUGCAACAUCUCACAGCUGGAAACAUGUUGAUGAUCACACUUUGUGCUGGUUCAAUGGCCGCGAUGUGUGUGUAUGAUCAUAGCAUUGUUUACAUCACAAAUAACCAGCAUGACCCACAGGGUCUGAUAUUUUAGGAGAAUGUGUAGAAGGCAAUACAUGUAAUAAAUAUUCUUUGUAGGUGAUCUAAGUUCCUGAGAAGCACUUGAUUUCCCAGUAGGAUUACAGAUUGUCUCACUUCAACUUAUUUUCUGUGGAAUAAGCUAAGACAAACCAGCAGGGCCACCUAUCAUUAUCCCAGUGUACACAACACUGAACACCAUUCGGCAUACUCUUACUAAUCUCUAAGCGAAUGGUUCUAAAACUCAUGCUGUUAACUGUUGACUAAGAGUCUACAAACAAGUGCAUAAAGAGGUCACCCCACUGUACAGGAUCCAGUUUUUUUUUAAUAAAACUGGUUCGGAAUGUUAAACAAACAGUCAACACAGCUGGAAUUGGAAUCCUGCAAGAUCCGGAGUCGAAUGAUCUUGUGUCAUCACAUUUAUUACAUUCCAAGCUUUUGACUGCCCCGCAGUUAAUUCAGUAGAAUUAACCGCCAGGCCCCAUUUAACCUGCCUAAGGCACUUAGUGACCUCAUCUAUUGAUUACUGUCUGCAUGGUAUAUUUCUAUAAGGACAAGAACAAGCCUAUUUGCCCAUUCUGCCACGCUACUCAAGUGUGCUUAAUCUGUGCCUCGGCCCAGGUGCAUUACCUGCUUUUGCUCCAAGUCGCCCCAAAGCCCUAAUACCCAACACAAAUCCACGUCUCAAACUGUUCCCAAUGACACUUACUAUCCACAGCUCUUUGACAAAGAGAAAGCUUUUACUGCUCUCCUCCUGAAUGGCUAAAUUUCAAUAUAACUAUUAUCCUGCCUUGUUCUCAACUCCCUCAGUAGAAAGAGUAGAUUCACUUUAUCCAUCCUUUCAAAUCCAUUUACCAUUUGAAUCUUGCAAUAAGUCCAUGUAUCUUGCUUUUAUUUGCAAAGGCGCAUAUCUAAACAAUGGGUCCUCAUGUCCUAGCCACUCUGCGUUAAAAAAUUUUUCUCAUGUUUGCAUUUUAUGUUUUGCCUAUGGCCUCAAAUCCACGUCCACUGCUUUUUGAUCAUUCCGAUGCAAUGGGAACAGUUUCUCCAGAUCUACUCUGUCCAAGCUCCUUGUGAUUUUGAAUAGCAUUUUCAAAUCUCCUCCAUGGAAAGCAGUCCCAACUGGACCAAUCCAAAACUUGCAAAGCUCUUUAAGGCUUUGAUAGGUAAAUGCUGAGAGGUUGUUUGCCUGUCUACAGAGUCUAGUACUCUGUGUUCUAACUACAGAGAAAGAAGGCUAACUGCUGAGGCCUAAAGUGAGGAGAAAGUUUCUCACUCCGAGAGUUGUGAAUUAUUGAACUCUCUAUCCAGGGGAGUUCGAAGAUGGUGCUGAGAUCAGUAAAAUUUUGGACAUUGGGGAAUAUGGAGAUACUGCUGGGCAGUGACAUUCACACUGGAGUUCAGCAUGAUCUUAUUGAAUAGCAGAGAAAGCUUCAGUGAUCAGAAGUCCAGUUCUGAAAGAGAGUCAACGCGAAACGUUGACUCUGCUUUGUCUCCACAGACCUGCUGAGUUUCUCCAACUGUUUUUGUGUCAUAUGGCCUAUUCCUGCUUCUUAUCUUGUCCAACCCUCUCAGAAACACACCUUGUCCAGUAUUGUUAUAGUAGUGACACCUUCCGGCCCUCAGUUUGGAUUGCUCCAAUCUCAGUCAUGGCUCAGUGGUAGCACUCUCGCUUAAAUCUAAAGGCUGGAGUUCAAACCCCGCUCCAGAAACUUGUGCACAAAACCCAUGCUCCCAGUACAGUACCGAAGGAGCACUGCACUACUGAACUUGCCAUCUUUCUGAUGGGCUGUUAAACCAAAACCGUGUUGAUCCUCUCGCGUGAAUGUGAGAAAAAAACCUAUUAAGUUAUCUUUGAGAAUGCUAGGGAGUUUCCCCACUGUCCUGGUCAAUGUAUAUCCUCCAAACAAAAUCACUAAGAAUGUUUAAUUAACUGUUUACCUCAUUGCUGUUUGUGCAAACAUGCUGUGAAUUUCGCUGCCAUCUUUCUUACACUGCAGCAGUGACUACAAUUCCAAAAAAAAAUCUUUAUUGCCUGUCUAUAAGUUUAGGAUAUCUGGUGCCUGUGAAAGACACUAUAAAUGCAAGAUAUACUUUGUUUCCAUUAAUGACUGCAGUUCACAAAAGUGUAUUGAACUUCUUGGGGUUAUGGAAAAAUGGAUGUGAAUUGUUCUUCUCUGUACAAAAGAAAUGCCAUUGUGACAACAUUUUCUUUGCAACAUGUAAAAAUGCAAAAUUUAUCUUCCAU
This is a messenger RNA of Stegostoma tigrinum, 11557 nucleotides long. Its product is annotated as mitogen-activated protein kinase kinase kinase 5. The record is from RefSeq and is a predicted model, not a curated record. Bases 42 to 4034 code for a protein of 1330 amino acids. Lineage: Eukaryota; Metazoa; Chordata; Chondrichthyes; Orectolobiformes; Stegostomatidae. Gene Ontology annotation, biological process: protein phosphorylation; cellular response to stress; MAPK cascade. The transcript is spliced from 28 exons. Gene Ontology annotation, molecular function: ATP binding; MAP kinase kinase kinase activity.